GGUGUGAUCUGGAGAAGUCAUAUUGAGUCGGUGAAGGGAGGAGCUGCUGGAGGAGUUUCUUCACUAAACUACUUCACUUCAGACCGACAGCUUCACUGGCUUUAUGAACAAUUCAAGGUUUGCUAUCACAGUUCUGUUGUGAAGCUGCCUUGCAAACUGCUGAAGAAAUGAUCAUUUACAUUUAUUUGUUUUCAUGGAGUCUGGCUGGUGUGUUUGGUGUUGAUUCAGUGAAGUCCGUGUCAGUGACGGAGGGAGAUUCAGUGCGUCUAAACCCUGAUCUUACUGAAAUAGAGAGAGACGAGGAGAUAACGUGGAAAUAUAACACCAUUAUGAUAGCUAAAACCUACGGGAAGGACAGUAAGAGCAGGUUUUAUGAAGGUAGUGCUGAUGGGAGAUUCAGAGACAGACUGAAGCUGGAUCAGACUGGAUCUCUGAUCAUCACAAACACCAGAAUCACAGACUCUGGAGAAUAUAAAGUAUUCAGCAAAACAUCAGAGACUCCACUCAACAUCUUCAGUCUCACUGUCUACGCUCAUCUGUCUGUUCCCGUCAUCAGCAGAGACUCUUCACAAAAUUCAUCAUCCUCCUCAUCAUCAUGUUCAUUUCUGUGUUCAGUGGUGAAUGUGAGUGAUGUGUCUCUCUCCUGGUACAAAGGAAACAGUUUAUUGUUCAGCAUCAGUGUGUCUGAUCUCAGCAGAAGUCUUUCUUUACAUCUGGAGUGUCUGGAUGAUUUCUACAGCUGUGUGGUGAACAAUCCCAUCAGAAACCAGACCACACAUCUCAACACUGAUCUCUGUCAGACAUGUUCAGAUGGUUCUGUAUCUCCGACAGUGUUGAUCUCUGUUGCUGCUGGUUUUCUGUUGAUUGUAGCUGCAGUCGGGAUCUUCUUCAUCUGGAGGAAACACAGAAAAACAGACCAAGAAGUUCAGACCCGUGACAGAGAGAUCACUUCUGCUGAUCCAACAUUUUACAAAAAGACAUAAAUCAAGAGCUACAGAGCAGGAUAAUGUGGUGUACGCAGGAGUCUCAAGACGUUGAUCAACUCUUGAUCAAAAUGUGAUUCUGUUUUUGAUUACUAACUUUAUCCCAAACACAGAGACAGGAGACAGAAUCCCUUGUUCUUUGUGAAUAGAGAUAAAUGGCCAUUAAAUGUCAUUUUGUCAUAGUUACACAUAUAUUUGAAAAAAGAAAGUUUACUGUUAUUAUUUCAUGCUCUCUGCCAUAAUAUUUCUGUGAGUUUGCCUGUCUGUGCUCUCUCUUUCUCUCCCCUCGUCCUUUCCCUUCCUCUCUUCUGUGCUCUCUCUCUCUCUCUCUACUCUUACCUCUCUCUAUCUCAAUGUCUACACACAUCCGCACUCUUGUAUAUUUCCUCAUGAGUUCAGAUGUUCAGAACAGGACUGGGGCUAUAGGCCCGAAGGUUAUUGAGUUUGGUCUUUGCCAGAUGUGCUCCUAAUAUGGUCAGAACUUCCUGUCCAUGUUCCCAUUUUAUAUAACAUACAGAUGUAAUAUGUAUCCUACGGGAUCUAGAAAAGAAAACCCCCUUGUUUGCUUGACAUUCCUAUUUGAUGUAGUGUAUGAUUCUUAUUGGAUAAACCCCUACACCACCCCUGACAGUGUAUCUGUAUAUUCUACUGAUGUAAUAAUAAACUUUGAAGAAGUAUGUGAACAGACAAUUGGCUUCAUGUUCAUAAUUCUUUCCAUGGGCCCAUGCACGGACUGAGAAUAGUCGGAUGGCAUGGAACGAUAAAAAAAUGAAAUAUAUAUUUAACAAUUGCAAAAGGGGAUUUUCACAGUGAUGUCAUAGAACUUUUAUUUUUAAGAAUGUGUGACAGGGCUGGCCUGGAUUUUAAAUUCAGCCCUGGAAAAAUCACACCCAUUGUCUAAGAUU
Messenger RNA from Carassius auratus (goldfish), 1888 nucleotides. RefSeq names its product hepatocyte cell adhesion molecule-like. The transcript has 6 exons. Bases 168 to 983 code for a protein of 271 amino acids. NCBI's taxonomy places the organism in Eukaryota, Metazoa, Chordata, Actinopteri, Cypriniformes, Cyprinidae. The record is from RefSeq and is a predicted model, not a curated record.